AUGGCCGCCGAUGUGGGAUCGAUGUUUCAAUAUUGGAAGAAAUUUGAUCUACGGCGGCUUCAGAGGGAGCUAAACUCAGUAGCGUCUGAGCUGGCGGGGCGACAGGAAGAGAGCGAGCACUCCCACAAGCACCUGGUGGAGCUGAGCCGUGAGUUCAAGAGAAAUGUCCCAGAGGAAGUGCGGGAGAUGGUGGCUCCUGUCCUCAAGAGUUUCCAAGCCCAGGUGGUUGCUCUGAACAAGCGCAGUAAGGAGGCAGAGUCUGCAUUCCUGGGAAUCUACAAGCAGCUUAUCGAAGCCCCAGACCCAGCUCCCGUGCUGGAGGCCACACACACCCUGGAGGAGAGGCUGCAGCAGCUGCAGAGUUCGGCCCCAGACAGUGAGGCCCUGGUCAGGGAGAUCAGCAGGCACUGGAGGAGACACCUGGAGUGCCUUGACAAGCCAGACGACACAGAGGAAGGCCCAGCAGCAGUCUCAGGAGCUGGGGAGGCAUCGAGCCGGACAGCCUGCGUGAUGACUCCCAACAGCAAACAGGCCUUCAGAGCCACAGGCUCACCUCAGCAGAACCACCAGAUCCAGAGCCAGACAGAGGGGGAGGUCGAAGACACAGAUGCCACUCUGGCCGACAGACUGGGUGAAGCCGAGGAGAGGAUCAAAGUGCUGCAUUCAUCUCUGAGUACAGCCCAGACAGACCUGCUGGACCUGCGGUGUAAAUACGACCAGGAGAAGGCCAACAAGGCGGAGGAGGUCAGCGUGAUCAUGACCAACCUUGAGAAGGCGAACCAGAAAGCGGAGAUGGCCCAGAGGCAGGUGGAAAGGCUAAAGGAACAGCUGGCCAGUGCCCGGAGCACCACCCCAGGCAGCUAUAAUCCACCAGAGGGCACUAGUGGGGAGAGGGAUGAGAAGGGCGAUGUGUUGCCAUCCAAGUUGGAGGCUAAGCUGAUUGCUAAAGACCGAGAGAUCCUCAGGCUGUUGGAGAACGUACAGAGACUGCAGUUCGCAUUACAGGAAGUCCAGGACAUCUCAGCCAAUCAGAUCAUAUCGCUGGAACGCCAGCUGGCCUAUAAAACAGAAUCUAUUGAGAGAUUAGAAGCUAAACUGCAAUCCCAGAUGGACUAUGAAGAGAUUAAAACAGAACUCAGUAUCCUGAAGGUAAUGAAGCUGGCCUCAGCGAAUGGUAGCUCGUCCCAGAACUCUGCCAAGGCUGCAGAGGCUCUUUUGCUGGACAAAGAGGCCUUUCUUCCCUCUCACAAAUACCUGAUGGAUAAGGCCAGAGUCUUACGCAACAAUGAUGAGGACCAAUCGGAGGAGUCAGGCAGGAAGGGGGGCAGGCCCACAGGGUCCUUCUCCUCAGUCUCCCAGGUGGAUGAGCGUACCUCGGCCAGCCCUGGUCCUCCCACCAUGGACAUCUCCUCCUCUAGCCACGACCUCCCCCGCCCCUUUUCUGUGUCCCCCUGCUCAGGGGGCAGGCUGUCUGCGGACCACGUCCUCCACAAGCAGCUCCUCUGCUCUCCACUCUUCAAGAAGGAAGCCGGCAGCCCCAUCAUGGCCUUCCCCACCGCCCUGUACGCAGCCAAAGCCGCCCUAAUGUCAACCAAUCAGGGACCUGCAGGGGCUGGGGGCAUUGAGGCCGGCCUGCCCAGCGACCAAUCAGAGAGUGGGAGCUCCACCGCGGGCGAUGAUGACCAGUUGGAGACAGCGGAUAUUGCCUUCCAGAUCAAAGAGCAGCUGCUGAAGCACAACAUUGGCCAGCGUGUGUUUGGUCACUACGUGCUGGGCCUAUCACAGGGCUCGGUCAGUGAGAUCCUGGCCCGGCCCAAGCCCUGGAGGAAGCUGACAGUGAAAGGCAAGGAGCCAUUCAUCAAGAUGAAACAGUUCCUGUCUGAUGAACAGAACAUCCUGGCCCUCAGGACCAUCCAGGUCCGACAGAGAGGGAGCAUCACUCCUCGCAUCCGAACUCCUGAAACUGGGUCAGACGACGCCAUCAAGAAUAUCUUGGAGCAGGCCAAGAAGGAGAUCCAGUCCCAGAGAGGAGGUGACAUUAAGUCAUCCCUGGGCAGCCCCUCAGGCAGGAGCAUUAACGGGGCGGGCGGCAGCUCAGAUGACACCAUCAAGAACAUCCUGGAGCAGGCCAGGAGGGAGAUGCAGGCGCAGCAGCAGGCCCUGAUGGAGAUGGAGGUCUGUAGCAGGGCCUCGGCCACCACCACUGGGUCCCAAGUGAAGCGCCUGGGGCUCCCUGAGCCCUCCAAGGGCCUGCCCCUACCCACCUUCAUCAAACAGGAGGAGGGGGGCACGGUGACCGUGUGCAUGGCCAACCCCGUCAGCAGCCCCCAAACCCCCCUCAGUGUCAUCUCCCCCGCCGCCUUCGUCCAGAACAUCAUCCGUAAAGUCAAGUCGGAGAUCGGCGAGGCAGGGAUUUACUUCGACCAGCACUGGUCCGUGGAGCGGGGGCCCAUAGGCAUGGUGGGCGGCGUAGGGGGCAGCAGCUCUCGGCCCUUCACCUCAGUGUCUCCCUCCCUGUCCUCCUCCUCGUCCUCGGGCCCCUCGGCUCUGCCCCGGCCCCAGUUGGAGAACGGAGAGUGUCUGCCCAACAGUGAGGAGGCGUCUGCGGCCGAGGAGGACACUGGCUCGGGGAUGAUGCAGUCUGUGGAGGUGAAGGUGGAGUCAGACGUGUCAGUGAGCGGAGAGUCGACCGGCCCUGGCCGUGGCCUGGCCUACUACCCAUCAUACAUCCCCCGCACCCUGAAGCCCACCGUGCCGCCACUGACGCCCGAACAGUAUGAGAUGUACAUGUAUCGCGAGGUGGACACCAUCGAACUCACCCGACAGGUCAAAGAGAAGCUGGCCAAGAAUGGCAUCUGUCAGAGGAUCUUUGGUGAAAAGGUGCUGGGUCUGUCUCAGGGCAGUGUGAGUGACAUGCUAUCUCGGCCCAAACCCUGGAGCAAGCUGACCCAAAAAGGCAGGGAGCCCUUUAUCCGCAUGCAGCUGUGGCUGCUGGACCAGCUGGGACAAGGACUCACCCAGCUCCCCAGCCAGAGCCUCUCUCAAGAUAAAAGCCCAGUGACGGCCCAGUCGUCGCCCUCCCCGCCCCCCAGCCCAGAGGAGAGCCACCCCAGCCCACUGGUGGAGCCUGUCAGCCUGACCCUGGAGAGCAGCAAGGAGAACCAGCAGCCUGAGGGCCUAGUGGCCCCCCGCCCAGAGGGAGGGAAGUCCACCCCCAGUCUGCUGUCCCUCCACCAGCCCCACACCCCGCUGGGCAUCCAGGAGCUGGUGGCCAUGUACCCAGAGUUGGACACAUACGCUAUCACCAAGAAAGUCAAGGAGGUACUAACAGACAACAACUUAGGCCAGCGGCUGUUUGGGGAGAGUAUACUGGGCCUCACCCAGGGCUCAGUGUCAGACCUGCUCUCCAGGCCCAAGCCCUGGCACAAACUCAGCCUCAAAGGCAGGGAGCCUUUCGUCCGCAUGCAAUUGUGGCUCAACGACCCGCACAAUGUGGACAAGCUGAGGGACAUGAAGAAGAUGGAGAAGAAAGCCUAUCUGAAGCGGCGGUAUGGGCUGCUGAGUACCGGCUCAGAUAGUGACUCUCCCAGCGCACGCUCUGAGUGUGUGAGCCCGGCCCUGGCCUCCAUAGACCUGUGUCCCUACAGCCAGGUGAAGAAGCCCAGGGUGGUGCUGGGGGCUGAGGAGAAGGAGGCUCUGAGGAAGGCCUACCUCCUGGAGCCAUACCCCUCCCAGCACACCAUCGAGAUGCUGGCCUCCCAGCUCAACCUCAAAACCAAUACAGUCAUUAACUGGUUCCACAACUACAGCAGGUCCAGGAUGCGACGAGAGGUCCUCAUGGAGGGUCUCCAGGACAACGACACGGACGCAGAACACCACAGCUACUCUCCCUCGGCCACACAGAGCCCCACCUCAGAUGGGGAUGAGAGGGGGCUGCUGCACCCCUCUGGACGCACCCACCCCAUCCGUCCCCUCAGCGCCAACACACCACUGCCUCAUGUCAAACAGGAGGACGAGGGAGAGGAGGAGGAGAGGGACGGCUACAUCAGACAGUCUAAGAUCCAGUGUUUCUCUAUGGGCGUCCAGUUCCCUCAGUUGAAAACAGAGCAUGAGGACCUGAUAGGUGGCUGCCAAGAGCUCCACCUGGCUCCACACUAUCCUCAGAGCCUGAGGCAGGAAGAAGGGAUGAGUAGCCAGGCUCAGGGGCUCUUCCACGGGGCGCUCUCCCUAGAUGGCCCCCAGAGAGCCAGUCAGUCCAGGCAUGAGGGUGACAACUCCAGCAAGUCUCCUGUGGACCCGGUCAGUUUCAAGGCAUCAUCGGUGCCCUGCCGCAGAAGCCUGGAGGUCUCCCUCAAUUCCCCCUCCGCUGCCUCCUCACCCGGCCUCAUGAUGUCUGUGUCCCCUGUCCCGUCUUCCUCUACACCCAUCUCCCCAUCCCUGCCCAACCCACCUACCACAAGCACCAACCACAGCCUGGACCCUAACCCCCUGCCUCCCAUCCAGAGCCCCAAGCCCAACAGGAGUGUUCAGAGACGCACCGAGAAAAUGGCCAACCUCAACAACAUCAUCCAUAGGCUGGAGAGAGCAGCUAACCGGGAGGAGACCCUGGAGUGGGAAUUUUAGGCCCCACCCUCCCUCCACAUUUCCUCAGUCCUGCUGACUCACACCGCACAUGGGAGACUAUCAAAGAGAAGCUUCCGGAACACAUGGAGUGGAGCCUGGCUCCUCAAGGCCUGUCCUCCCUGUCUGAUCACACUAAAUAAAUACCCCUCUUAGGAAAACAGGGGGAACCAGAGCUUAACUCUUACAGACAAAUUCCCUUAGAGGACUUUUAGAAAAUAAAAAAUAUUUAUAAAUGUGUUUGAGGUUUUUUGAUAAUGGAUACUACUUUGAAAUAUAUGUAACAGCACUAGCUGUUGUUUUACUUAAUGGACUCUGACGUAAAGACUUUUGCAGCUAUGGUGUCAUGAAAUGUACACUGAAGUUCUGUAGAUUGCCACUGGGUGAGAUUAAAAAAGACCGCUGUCUUAAGCCAUCAAAAGCACUAUAAUUAUUUAAAAAGAGACGCUGACCAAAUUUGCUACUUUUUGAAUAGCAAUUUUUCAGAUUUUGUCUGUAAGACAGGACAGUUUAAGUCAAGUAAUGUGAAAUUCUACUACUGACUGAGAGAUAGUCCUUUAAGACUCUAAAUAUUCAACAUCUCGUAUGUUCUUGGUUGUAUGUUUUGAAACAUUUGUAACACAAACGUAUAAAGUGUGGUUGUACAUGUUGUAGAAUUGUCUGCAAUAGCCUUCUGAACCAGAUGUAGCAUGGUACUUAACUGACCCUGUUAUCCUCUAUAGUUAGUCACCUGUGAUAUACUUGAGCAAAAAUGAGUGGAAAAACAAAAAAAAUCUGCAAAAUAUAAGAAAGGAACUGUAGAAUCUAUUUAGUGUAUUUUUAUUUUUUAUCAUUGAGGUUUACAGUUUUGGACCCUUGUGUACUAGGCAGUAAGUGAAACUCACUACACAUGAGCACAGUUUACAUUAUUUAUUUCAGACCUCUCUCGUCCUCUAAAUCACUGGUUUCAGACUAACGGGCCAAUGCACACCUGGUUACCUCAGUUUAUGUUGAUGCACAUCAUGUGAUGAUUGCGUGGUCAUUCCCAUCAUUCACACUCAUGACCUUCCAACCUUUGAAUAAAUGGAUUAAGAUAUGUUUGAAUUAUGUCUCAGACAGCAAUAGAACCUGAUAAUCUUCUAGUGAGGAGUCACAGGCAAACAUGAGCAUUCUUUAAAGACCACAUUAAGAACCCCUGCUCUUGGAUUACAAAGGACAAAAUGCUUCAUCCUCUACUCCCUUCCUCUCCAUCCUCAUUCUGUCCUCUCAGAGACUCAUGUUGUUCCUCCUGCAUUCAUGUAUAUCUUGUUCUUCCACAGAGAUAACACAUUACUUAUUAAGUUGAAAUAAGAGAAAUUGACUGUUAGAUUGGGGCCCGAGAAUGUAAUGUUUACUGUAGCUCCGAUUCAGGCCUUCUGUGUGUAACACCUAGCCUUUAGCUCAGUGGGCAAACACAGUCUUGAGUCAUUCAAACAACUCUGAUUUGAUUACGUGGCGGAAACAAACUGUAGAAAGAAAUAAUGCACUAUAGAGCACUGACAAGUCCCUCUGUUUGGCUCUAUCUGACUGGAAUAAGAAUCUGAAAGCAUGGAAAUUAAUCCUGAUGGAAAGAACAUGAUACAGUACGACCAACAUUUGACUACAUUGAAUUCUGUUAGAAAAUACGUUCUAUGACACAAAAUGGAAUUGAUUGUCUCAUUAUCCUUGCCGUUGGCCACUACUGUAUUGAAUACAUUAGUUUUGUCAUGCUUGCAGUUCGUUAUAAUCCUUCUGUAUUUUCAUUCUGUUUUGUACUCUGAACAAAUGUAUUAGAUCUUCAAUACCUUGUAUGAACUACUUACAGCACUUAGAUUUAAAUAAUUGUGAGGAUUCAAGAAAAUUAUCCUAACUUUUAGUGUCCACAAGUGAGUCUUUGCCUUUACUGUAUCGUUGAAGUUGGUAGUAAACAUUGUCUUACUAGUGCAGAGGAUUUGGAUUGUAUAUGUAUAGAUAUAUAAAUAUUACACAUUUACUGAAAAUGAUAUCUUACGCUAUUGAACAAAAUGUGCUGACUAUAUUGAAAUAUGGUGUACAGAUUUAUUAAAGGGAUAGUUCACCCAAAUUACAAAAUGACAUUGUUUCCUUACCCUGUAAGCAGUCUAUGGACAAGGAAUGACAGCAAUCAAUGCUUUGGUUUUAUUUCCCUGGCACUGUUUCCACAUGCUAACAUUUUAGUAUUUGUGGCACAAAUCCCAUUCAAGUCAUGCUACCGAUAUUAACAUUUUCGCACAACAUGUUCAAAUCAUCUAAAAGCAGGCGUGCAAGAAAGGCAAGAAAAUGAAUUUCACUGUACUUGUGCACGUGACAAUAAAACUUGAAACUAUAA
Messenger RNA from Coregonus clupeaformis (lake whitefish), 6964 nucleotides. Its product is annotated as homeobox protein cut-like 2. Gene Ontology annotation, molecular function: DNA-binding transcription factor activity, RNA polymerase II-specific; DNA binding. NCBI's taxonomy places the organism in Eukaryota, Metazoa, Chordata, Actinopteri, Salmoniformes, Salmonidae. Bases 1 to 4623 code for a protein of 1540 amino acids. Gene Ontology annotation, biological process: regulation of DNA-templated transcription. The record is from RefSeq and is a predicted model, not a curated record. The transcript has 22 exons.